Aspergillus uvarum CBS 121591 is the source of this 603-nucleotide messenger RNA. Its product is annotated as RidA family protein. Gene Ontology annotation, molecular function: deaminase activity. The coding region runs from base 12 to 419 and encodes 135 amino acids. The transcript has 2 exons. Gene Ontology annotation, cellular component: cytosol. The record is from RefSeq and is a predicted model, not a curated record. NCBI's taxonomy places the organism in Eukaryota, Fungi, Ascomycota, Eurotiomycetes, Eurotiales, Aspergillaceae.
UAAUCAACAUCAUGUCCCACCUCACCUACUACAACUAUGACGGCGUCGGCAAGCGCAACCAACAGACCUUCAAAUACAGCCAGGCCGUCCGCAUCGGCGACCGCAUCGAAUGUUCCGGCCAGGGCGGCUGGGACCCCCAGACCGGCGAGAUCUACCGGGAGAUCAACGCACAGAUCGACCAGGCCUUCAAGAACGUGGAUCUGAACCUGAAGACCGCCGGCGGCAAGGGCUGGAGCCAGGUGUUCCGGGUCAACUCGUACCACGUGCCCAUCAACAACGAGGCGCUGGACGCCAUGGUCCGAAAUUUUAAGCAGUGGAUGCCUGACCACGAGCCGCUAUGGACUUGCGUCGGAGUCACGCGGCUAGGCGAGGAUGACAUGCGCGUCGAGAUUGAGGUGGUCGCGCAUGAUCCGAAAUAGAUUCCGCAGGUGAUUGGGUAUGGGGAUGGGGACGAGGGGAUAGGGCGAAGUGUAUCAGUAAAUGCGUUUAGACGCCCUGUGACUUGAUUCAGCGUGAUGGCAGAUGAAAAAGCGAAAGCAUGAGGUUCUUGGUGGUUGCAUCUGCAUAAUGAACGCAUAUGAGGAUUGAUGAGAACUGUCAUCU